GUCUGUAACUUCAAAGCAAUGGUGCUGGUCAGAAAAAAAACUGGCUGGCAGGCCAGAAUUGACAACUAGAAAUCGGGUUGGUCUCUUACUACAACUUGAAACGCAAUUAGUUGUUGCCCGCAAGAAACUUAAGCUACAGAAGACCAAGAAGCAAGGGUAACAGAAGGAACCUUUACACUCGUUCGCCGGCCCCACAAGCUAGAUACAUUGCUUUCACCCUUGUUCAUUGUGCCCACAGAAUGCAACUACCGUUGCCAGUCCGAACCUUCGUGGUUUCUGCACCCUCCUGGGCCGCAAAACCUAAGCCGAUAAGCAUGACGUUUCUAACGCAAAGAAAGUCCAGAGGCCCAGUUGGGCCUGUACCCGUCUCCUGUCUGAUUAGACCUGGCCUUCUGAACCACAAUCGGUCUCGAAGCCGAAACCGCUACACCUUCCCUAUUGGUUAGGUUAAGCAAUCGCCACAGCUGCCUCAUCAGUCCAGCGUUAACAAUCGCCAGAGAUGCCCAAUUAGGCAGCUGUUCCUUUCGCUAGAACUGCCCGAUUCGUUUAGUGGAGAAAAAUCUUGUAUUGACAUAACCUUCUUCCGAACUACCGAAGUACACUAUCGCUCUUUUACUGUCAG
Pichia membranifaciens NRRL Y-2026 is the source of this 622-nucleotide messenger RNA. RefSeq lists its product as hypothetical. The coding region runs from base 240 to 446 and encodes 68 amino acids. The record is from RefSeq and is a predicted model, not a curated record. The transcript has a single exon. Lineage: Eukaryota; Fungi; Ascomycota; Pichiomycetes; Pichiales; Pichiaceae.